AUGUUUCGUAAAAAAAUUGGGCUAGCAGCUCAAGUCAUUUCCGCGAGCUCAAAAUUCCAAAAAGGCGUCGCAUAUAUACCACGAGUGAACCGGUCAACAUUACUAAUAAAACAAUUACCUUCAUCACGAUACUUGGGAAAACCAGCGCCUGAAUUAGUGUCAGAUAUUUUGGAUCAAAUAUUCGAAUUAUUAACACAGCCGUCCGACGAUGAUAUUUUAUACAGUUUACAAGCUUAUCCUAAUCUAUUUAACUGUAUGCUGGUAAACAAAAAAUGGAGUCAAUCAGCAGUUAAAAUACUCUAUAGACAUCCAUGGCGACUACAUCGACUAUACACACUACGGACAACAGAUCUGGCGUAUGACCGAUGUAAACUAGUUCGUCUCUAUUUGACAAUGCUCGAUCGAGAUCAACGCCGUGUUCUGCUCGAGCAGGGGAUAAAUCUUCCGGCACCCGAACACACUCAAAUGUUUAAAUACGCCACAUAUUUACGAUGUUUAGAUUACGGAGUGAUGUUGGAAUCUGUUUGGACUAUUUACUCGCAAUCUCACUAUACCGAUGUGCCUUGUGAAACUGUGAAGUUGGUGAUAAGAGCUUUGUUGAAAUUGUUUUCGGUGCAGGCGGGAAGUUUGACUUGGUUGCGAUUUGCACCGAUGAGUUUUAGUUCUGAUGAAAUGUAUUGUGAAAUGUUGGAGGAUAAUGAAUUUAAUGCGUUGUUAAGACCUGUUGAACAUUUGGUUCUCGAGGCAAAUUUGGGUGGAUGUAAAAAGUUGUUUAAAAUAUUUGCGGCGAACUUCCGGAAUGUGCGGAAUUUAGAGUUGACUGAUCUUCCAAGAUCAAGAAAGUGGAUCGGCGACUCUUCAAUUAAAUACCAUACCGACUUCACGACCGUAAUUGAAUCACAACAUCAUUUACAAUCACUAACAUUAAAAGAAUGCUCCGGUUAUUUGAGCGCAAUCAUCGCUGCGAUUCAAUCACAAUCGCAUACAAUUUGCCAUUUAAAAUUCAUAGACUGUGAUUUUCUAGGAUGCGAACCGUGGAUCGGACUAGCGAAAUGUCGAAAACUAGUAUCAAUAGAAUUCAUUGGAUGUAUUAAUAUUUCGGGUUCUAUGGUCGCCCCGUUGAUAGAUGCCGGAUUGACGCGGUUGAAAAAAGUAGUGGUUUUGUAUAGAAUAGAUCAAAAAUCUUGCAAAGAAUUAUUGAAUUUGGCUUCCUUAUAUCCUUCUAUAUAA
This is a messenger RNA of Ambispora leptoticha, 1230 nucleotides long. Lineage: Eukaryota; Fungi; Glomeromycota; Glomeromycetes; Archaeosporales; Ambisporaceae. The record is from the annotation of a GenBank genome assembly.